UGGCUAUUGCUGGGAGGGGAAUUAGGGCAAGGGUCGGUGAGGUAACCCUUGUCCUGUGCGGAGUGAGAGGCUCGUGGUGUCCGGUGACCCGGUUUCUGUUCCCAGUCCGUUCCUGUAUUCUCUCCGCUCUCAGGAUGGCGAAGCAGCCGCAGCCCAUCAGCCCUUUGAAGAACUUUUUCGCCGGCGGUUUCGGGGGAGUGUGUCUUGUGUUUGCAGGACACCCGCUGGACACCAUCAAGGUCCGAAUUCAGACACAGCCAAAGCCUUCACCAGGACUACCUCCGUUAUACGCUGGAACCUUUGACUGCUUUAAGAAGACCCUUGUAAAUGAGGGUUUCAAAGGCUUGUACAAGGGAAUGGCGGCUCCGAUUGUCGGGGUGACCCCCAUGUUCGCCGUUUGUUUUUUCGGCUUUGGCCUCGGUAAAAAACUCCAGCAAAAACACCCGGAGGACCCGCUGACGUACCCACAGCUUUUUGCAGCAGGAAUGCUUUCCGGGGUAUUUACAACGGCAAUCAUGGCACCCGGAGAAAGAAUAAAGUGCCUCUUACAGGUCCAAGCUGCUUCAGGAGGAGUGAAAUACAACGGUCCCAUGGACUGCGCCAAACAGCUGUACCGCGAGGCAGGGAUCCGAGGAAUUUACAAAGGGACAGUCCUGACGCUCAUGAGAGAUGUGCCGGCCAGCGGGAUGUAUUUCAUGACUUACGAAUGGCUGAAGAACAUUCUUACACCGGAGGGACACAGUGUAAGCGAGCUGAGUGUUCCUAAAAUCCUCUUUGCCGGAGGAAUGGCUGGAAUCUUUAACUGGGCUGUCGCAAUUCCUCCCGACGUGUUAAAAUCCCGUUUCCAGACAGCUCCAGCAGGAAAGUAUCCCAAUGGUUUUCGGGAUGUUUUGCGGGAGCUGAUCCGAGAGGAAGGCGUCCGGUCCCUGUAUAAAGGUUUCAGCGCGGUGAUGCUGCGGGCGUUCCCGGCUAACGCGGCCUGUUUCCUGGGAUUUGAAGUCGCCAUGAAAUUCCUUAACUGGAUGGCGCCAAGCUUGUGAAACUUGGAAAUAUGCAUCCGAAAGAACGGAAGAUCCAGAUACCUCAACAACGAUCGAUUCUGAGUUAUUACGAAAAUAGUUAACACACAAUGCCUUAAUAGUGAAACGUGCUAACAUCCUAUAGUCUGAUAAUACUUGAGUUACAUAUAUAUAAUAUAUGUAUAAUAUAUAAUAUAUAUAUAAAAAAGAAAACUGUUAGUUUUUCUGCAGAAUGAAAUGUCAUCCAAGUGCAAUUUUCUCCUUAUCAGAACUGAAGAAAAAAACACCACUUAGGUUUUAUUUUUUUAAUAAACCGCGCAUUAUAUCUUAAUAUCUUCUUCUACGCAACUUUAUGCACAAAGGGCUUAGUAUAUAAAAUCUCCUCUUCUUGCUAAAGCUGGAUUUAAUUUUUUUUUUUUUUAGAAAAAAUAUUUUCUGUGCAAGACCAUCAGUAACUCCUUCCCUGGAUUUUAAUUUUUGAACACCGGGUUUAAUAAUUUUAUUGAAUUGUUAUCAGCGAGAUAAACUGUAUGUUUAGAUAGUUAUGUUACACCUGGUUAGGAAGCCAUAUGAACUACUGUUGCCUGUGCAGUAGCUAUGAAUCUCAGCAAAAGUGAUGUUUUUAUACAUGUUAACAGCAGUAAACAUUGCUUUAUGGCA
Messenger RNA from Spea bombifrons (plains spadefoot toad), 1679 nucleotides. RefSeq names its product solute carrier family 25 member 20 (gene SLC25A20). The record is from RefSeq and is a predicted model, not a curated record. The coding region runs from base 135 to 1040 and encodes 301 amino acids. Gene Ontology annotation, molecular function: O-acyl-L-carnitine transmembrane transporter activity; low-density lipoprotein particle binding. Gene Ontology annotation, biological process: carnitine transmembrane transport; mitochondrial transport; positive regulation of neuron projection development. The transcript has 9 exons. Lineage: Eukaryota; Metazoa; Chordata; Amphibia; Anura; Pelobatidae. Gene Ontology annotation, cellular component: mitochondrial envelope.